Molecule: messenger RNA, 3546 nt
Organism: Ahaetulla prasina
Lineage: Eukaryota; Metazoa; Chordata; Lepidosauria; Squamata; Colubridae
Exons: 8
Coding region: 1-3546 (1181 amino acids)
Biological process (GO): positive regulation of Rho protein signal transduction
Molecular function (GO): guanyl-nucleotide exchange factor activity
Source: RefSeq, a predicted model, not a curated record
AUGUUUUAUGGAUUUGUUGAUAGGUUUCUCUUCUGCUUGAAGACUUGCAACCAUGGCUCUGGACAAAUACCUGCUCUUCAACGUGAGUACCCAGAUAGCAGCCUUCUGCUGUCUGUGGCCAGGACCUCUGAACGCCAACUGAAAGAUCUGACAGCCCAUUCAUCCUUUUGCCCUCUCCCUUCUAAAAUCAUCCAUAGGUCCAGUCACCCAUGUCAAUUUGCUAUGACAUACAUCAGCGUUGAUGAGAGGCAGGAACACUCUCGGGUAAUUUUGAGCUGCCAGAAUAAUCAGCUGUAUGUGCAACAUGGCUUCAAGGAAUUCUCAAUUAGCAGCACACAUCCCUUAAAGAACAUGGACACUCGUAUUUUCACUGGAGACUUUAAUCCCGUAAAUAAAGGAGGCAACAAUGCAGGAACACAUCUGUAUCAGAGCAUGGAGAAUCUACACUGGACCACAGUAGCUGAUCCACACUGCCAUCCUCACUGCGGAAAUGUAGACAAUAAACUUGUCUUUCAUUGCAAAAGCGCAGCUCACUCUUCCGGGUUUUCCAUGGAAGAUUCCCUAACUCCCAGUUCACCUGAACGGUACCGACACUUCUCCCUUCCGUCAGAACAAGGGAUCCCUUCAACACAAGAUAUAGCCAUUUCCUCUUGUGCCAAAGUGCCUCCAUGGUUUCUUUCCUCCAUAAGUGGGGAUGCCAAAAAAAUCCUGAAAGAAAAACUUAGAAUUCACAGUAGUAAAGCUCCUGAGAUUUGCAAGCCCCUCAGAGCUCAGCCUCCUUUGAAUGAUUCGCAUGCCACUCUUGCUCAUGCCCCAUGGAUGGCGUUGGAGAGGCAACGGCCUUACUUCUAUAGCAGGCUAACCAGCCCAGAAGACAUCAAGCAAGAAGCCCAGAGAAGGUUGCAGAUCAGGAGGCAGAAGAGUUCCCCCAACUUGACCCUUCAUUGUGCCUCUGAUAGUCAGAAAGUGAUCAAAUCCCAAACUAUGGGAUCAUUAAAUGGAGAGGGAGAGAGAGGAGACUGCAAAAGGACUCCAGGAGAGAGCAAAAAAGCUGACUGCAAAGAGAGGCUCUACAUUCCAACUUUUGAAGAGUUCAAGAGGAUGAGAAGCAAGGAAGCCCCUUUUCUCAAUGGCAAUAGUGAAAUUGUGAAGGAUAAAACAGAAGGAACCCAAAAGUUGGAGGAAAAAAGAAGUCAAAACCAGGAUCAUGUUAAAGGAGUGGUUUCAGCCAUAGAUGACGACGAUGAGGUGUUUCAUGAAAACAGCCAGAAUGCUUCCAGGUUUAUUGGCUGUGAAGAAAAUUCAUCCACAUGGGACAGAAGUUUCUGCCUAAUAAAUACCCCAAUGGCCAGGGAUAAGAUUUCUGAAAUCCCGGCACCAGAAACUGUGCCAGUUCCCAUCUGUUCUAGCCCAGUUCCACGAUCACCUCUGCAACCUGCUGCGGCAUUUAGGAAGGAAGGCAAGAAAGAUUUUGCGGAAGAAGAGAAGCAAGGAUUGGAUGCAAGAAAUGUCAGGGAAACCCUCCAUUGUGCUGGACAAUCUCUGGUGCCUGAAACUCCAUCAUCUUGCUGCCCGCUGCUGUUAGAAGCAACCGAUAUUUCCAGUUACGGAGCUAAGCUUCAGAAAAUGAAGGAUGAAUUUAUAGGUACCGCUCUGGACCUCAUUAAAAAGAGCUGCACUGCUGAAACUACCCUUGAUCUCCCUUCCCCCAAAUCCUGUGAAAUUCAGAAAGCGAAUCACACUUUUGUGAAAGAUUGUCAUCAAUCCACAAGCGCCAGCUCAAAUUGCCGCAGAUCAAGUUCUGAUAUCUCCUAUGAAACCCCGGUCUGCACCAAAGUUCAGCGGGAGUGUCGACUACGGCCUCAUUUCAGUGAUCCAAUGCCAACCGAUGCUGUAAAGAGGAAACAACUGGAGUUAAAGAUAGCUGCAGCAGCCCGACACCAUGCCCAGAAGCGCCGGCAAGAGAGAGAAUCCAGUCCAUCCCUGACUAAAGCUACUGUCAACUAUGGAAACAAUGUUGAUGAGAAUCACCAUGCCCUGAGCAGCUCCUCUCGUUCCAAACACCGCUGGAGCAACGUUAGCAGUCUCAGUGCAGAUAGUGGAAUUGCAGGCGGGAAUGAGGAGAGGGACAAUGCUGACACCACCAUUGGAGGAGUGCCAAGAAUUAGGUCAUCCAAGAUGGAGCGAGCUGAUAGCGGUAUCAGCCAGGUGUUGAGUAGGAAGUGGAGGAACCGGGCAUCAGAAACAUUAACAUCUCUACAGGCAUGGGAAGCCCAUCAACCUUGCACUGACUGUGGUGGCAGAGAUUUUCCAUUGGAAACGGAUGUCCAGAAUCAAAACAGGAAACAGGCCAUUCUCUGUGAGAAGUGUCUGAAGUGCAGGACAGAACGGAAGGAAUCGGUGUUGGAAUUUGUCAACACUGAAGCUAGCUAUGGGGAAGACCUACGCAUCAUCAAGGAGGAAUUCUAUCUCCCCAUGCAAGCAGCUGGCCUCCUAACACAAGAACAGCUGUUGGUGGUUUUUAGCAAUAUCCAGGAGCUAAUUGACCUCAACGAAAACUUCCUGGAGUAUCUUCAAGAAGAGAUUGAGCAGGCUAUUGAGCAGGGUGAUGAUGACCUCAUGACUGUGUGCAUUGGUGAAAUAUUCCUGGAGUUUGUGAAUAUGCUGCCUGCAUUCCAGACAUAUUGUCUCCAGCAGCCAUCCUCUGUGAACAUGCUCAAUGCGUUGGAAAAGGAAAAAGAGUUACUCAGGAUAUUCCUCAAUGUUUCUCAGAAUGACAACACUGCCCUUCGUCGCAUGAAUCUGAGGUCCUUCCUCAUAGCUCCAUUACAGAGAGUCACCAAGUAUCCCCUUCUUCUGAGCCGUAUCAUCAAAGCCACUAUGGAGUACCACCCGGAUUACAGUAGUCUGCUGGAGGCCAAAAGCCGCAUCGAGUCCCACCUGGAACACAUCAAUAUGAAAACCAAGCAGGAAGGGAAUUCGUGGACUCUGCGCUCCUUCCGCCAGGACAGCAAGAAGAAUCGAGAGGUGAUCAACAUUGAAAUGAGGGAAACUGCUCUCAAAACAAUGGGCUGGCUGCGGGAAGAAACACGGUUUGUGAUGGAAGGCCCCUUACAGCUGGCCCAACCACCAGAUGGACAAUGGGUGAAAAAGGGCAGCAAGACAUUAAAGUUCCAGAAGAUGCAAGUUCUCCUGAUGGUCAACAUCAGGCGUGCAUCUGAGUCCAGUUUUGAACCGGGGGAGCCAGGCUCUGUGAAAGAUGCAGUAUUGGUCCUUAUUCGGGAUAAGAACAAUGGGAAGUUCAGUUUGCUCAGGGAACCCUUGAGACUCAGCAACUGUGUGGUCUCUGUGGAUCCCGACUGCGACGACACAUUUGAACUGCUUGAGAUAAGACGGGAAUCCUUCAUAUUUCGAGAUGGGGACAAGGCACGGACUCAUCACUGGUUUAGGCAGAUCAGGAGGUACUCUCGGGAGCUGGGCUCCUGGAAGAAGCGGCGUAACGCUUUGCCCAAUAUCAUGAUAAGUGCAUCUCACAAUAGGUCAUGA